AUGAGGAAGCGAUGGGUCAGGAAAUUCAAAGACCUUGUUCCGCUUUAUCUCCAAGCACCCCCCCAUGUCUGGAUGCAUGCGCUAUACCAUCUCGGACAGAAUGAAGGACAAAAUGCAGUCAGAGAAUGGGCUGAGAGUCACCGAUCAUCACUCUCCAUUUAUCGACUUGCUCCUCCACCAACUCCCCUUGUCAUUCCGGUCCCUGCCAAUACCUCACACAUUCAAGUGAAGAAUCUUGUCAUACAUAUUCCAAACGCUUUUUCCACAGAGGUUGGAAGGGAGAUACUGGAGGCAUGGGACUCCUCAAACGCAGCCAGACCCAAGGGGUAUUCCGGGUGUAGUGCAUGUCACGCUUCCAAUAAUGAUGAACAUACCGACGAUCUUAUCUACCAACAAGUCCUACAUCUACUUGAAUGGAAGCGUUACAGCAAGGAAAUCUUCACCACUCGUGAUACCAAGCAGGAGGGAGAUGAAGAAGCUGUAUAUCAACUCAUCCUACUCUGUUCCACCAUAGCCAAACUUCUUGGACCUCAGGCCAAAUCCUUGGUCAAGCAACUUGACCCUGGCACACUAAACCCAGUCACUGAAUAA
Messenger RNA from Tremella mesenterica DSM 1558, 591 nucleotides. RefSeq lists its product as uncharacterized. The record is from RefSeq and is a predicted model, not a curated record. The transcript has 4 exons. NCBI's taxonomy places the organism in Eukaryota, Fungi, Basidiomycota, Tremellomycetes, Tremellales, Tremellaceae. The coding region runs from base 1 to 591 and encodes 196 amino acids.